Messenger RNA from Aplysia californica (California sea hare), 6081 nucleotides. RefSeq lists its product as uncharacterized. The coding region runs from base 1 to 6081 and encodes 2026 amino acids. The transcript has 29 exons. Gene Ontology annotation, molecular function: chitin binding. The record is from RefSeq and is a predicted model, not a curated record. Gene Ontology annotation, cellular component: extracellular region. Lineage: Eukaryota; Metazoa; Mollusca; Gastropoda; Aplysiida; Aplysiidae.
AUGAUAACACUAACAAGAGAACAGCAACAAAUAUCCUACUCCUGCGUGGACAAGGUGGACGGAGGCUACUACCCGGAUCCCACCAACUGUUAUGGCUACUAUUACUGUUCCAACGGGGUACCCUACCCCCAGACCUGUGUGGGCGGACAGCACUUCAAUCCUGUGACAGUUUCUUGUGACGAUGCCGUCAACGUGCUUUGUGUUAUUGGCACCACACUAGUACCCCCUGUGUCAUGUGACGGAUUGCCAGACGGGACUUACCUCACAGACCCGUAUGACUGCCAUCUGUACUACCGUUGUAUGUACGGGGAGGCCAGGCAUGGCCGCUGUCCGGAUGACUUGGUGUGGAAUGAUGUGUCCAUGGCAUGUGAUCACGUGAUCAACGUGGAUUGCUCUGGACGAGGACACCAGACGGUCACUGGGAGCACUUCCGGUGUGACGUCAAGCGACUACCCAAGUCCUACACCAACUGUACAGGCCUACUCCUGCGUGGACAAGAUGGACGGAGGCUACUACCCGGAUCCCACCAACUGUUAUGGCUACUAUUACUGUUCCAACGGGGUACCCUACCCCCAGACCUGUGUGGGCGGACAGCACUUCAAUCCUGUGACAGUUUCUUGUGACGAUGCCGUCAACGUGCUUUGUGUUAUUGGCACCACACUAGUACCCCCUGUGUCAUGUGACGGAUUGCCAGACGGGACUUACCUCACAGACCCGUAUGACUGCCAUCUGUACUACCGUUGUAUGUACGGGGAGGCCAGGCAUGGCCGCUGUCCGGAUGACUUGGUGUGGAAUGAUGUGUCCAUGGCAUGUGAUCACGUGAUCAACGUGGAUUGCUCUGGACGAGGACACCAGACGGUCACUGGGAGCACUUCCGGUGUGACGUCAAGCGACUACCCAAGUCCUACACCAACUGUACAGGCCUACUCCUGCGUGGACAAGAUGGACGGAGGCUACUACCCGGAUCCCACCAACUGUUAUGGCUACUAUUACUGUUCCAACGGGGUACCCUACCCCCAGACCUGUGUGGGCGGACAGCACUUCAAUCCUGUGACAGUUUCUUGUGACGAUGCCGUCAACGUGCUUUGUGUUAUUGGCACCACACUAGUACCCCCUGUGUCAUGUGACGGAUUGCCAGACGGGACUUACCUCACAGACCCGUAUGACUGCCAUCUGUACUACCGUUGUAUGUACGGGGAGGCCAGGCAUGGCCGCUGUCCGGAUGACUUGGUGUGGAAUGAUGUGUCCAUGGCAUGUGAUCACGUGAUCAACGUGGAUUGCUCUGGACGAGGACACCAGACGGUCACUGGGAGCACUUCCGGUGUGACGUCAAGCGACUACCCAAGUCCUACACCAACUGUACAGGCCUACUCCUGCGUGGACAAGAUGGACGGAGGCUACUACCCGGAUCCCACCAACUGUUAUGGCUACUAUUACUGUUCCAACGGGGUACCCUACCCCCAGACCUGUGUGGGCGGACAGCACUUCAAUCCUGUGACAGUUUCUUGUGACGAUGCCGUCAACGUGCUUUGUGUUAUUGGCACCACACUAGUACCCCCUGUGUCAUGUGACGGAUUGCCAGACGGGACUUACCUCACAGACCCGUAUGACUGCCAUCUGUACUACCGUUGUAUGUACGGGGAGGCCAGGCAUGGCCGCUGUCCGGAUGACUUGGUGUGGAAUGAUGUGUCCAUGGCAUGUGAUCACGUGAUCAACGUGGAUUGCUCUGGACGAGGACACCAGACGGUCACUGGGAGCACUUCCGGUGUGACGUCAAGCGACUACCCAAGUCCUACACCAACUGUACAGGCCUACUCCUGCGUGGACAAGGUGGACGGAGGCUACUACCCGGAUCCCACCAACUGUUAUGGCUACUAUUACUGUUCCAACGGGGUACCCUACCCCCAGACCUGUGUGGGCGGACAGCACUUCAAUCCUGUGACAGUUUCUUGUGACGAUGCCGUCAACGUGCUUUGUGUUAUUGGCACCACACUAGUACCCCCUGUGUCAUGUGACGGAUUGCCAGACGGGACUUACCUCACAGACCCGUAUGACUGCCAUCUGUACUACCGUUGUAUGUACGGGGAGGCCAGGCAUGGCCGCUGUCCGGAUGACUUGGUGUGGAAUGAUGUGUCCAUGGCAUGUGAUCACGUGAUCAACGUGGAUUGCUCUGGACGAGGACACCAGACGGUCACUGGGAGCACUUCCGGUGUGACGUCAAGCGACUACCCAAGUCCUACACCAACUGUACAGGCCUACUCCUGCGUGGACAAGAUGGACGGAGGCUACUACCCGGAUCCCACCAACUGUUAUGGCUACUAUUACUGUUCCAACGGGGUACCCUACCCCCAGACCUGUGUGGGCGGACAGCACUUCAAUCCUGUGACAGUUUCUUGUGACGAUGCCGUCAACGUGCUUUGUGUUAUUGGCACCACACUAGUACCCCCUGUGUCAUGUGACGGAUUGCCAGACGGGACUUACCUCACAGACCCGUAUGACUGCCAUCUGUACUACCGUUGUAUGUACGGGGAGGCCAGGCAUGGCCGCUGUCCGGAUGACUUGGUGUGGAAUGAUGUGUCCAUGGCAUGUGAUCACGUGAUCAACGUGGAUUGCUCUGGACGAGGACACCAGACGGUCACUGGGAGCACUUCCGGUGUGACGUCAAGCGACUACCCAAGUCCUACACCAACUGUACAGGCCUACUCCUGCGUGGACAAGAUGGACGGAGGCUACUACCCGGAUCCCACCAACUGUUAUGGCUACUAUUACUGUUCCAACGGGGUACCCUACCCCCAGACCUGUGUGGGCGGACAGCACUUCAAUCCUGUGACAGUUUCUUGUGACGAUGCCGUCAACGUGCUUUGUGUUAUUGGCACCACACUAGUACCCCCUGUGUCAUGUGACGGAUUGCCAGACGGGACUUACCUCACAGACCCGUAUGACUGCCAUCUGUACUACCGUUGUAUGUACGGGGAGGCCAGGCAUGGCCGCUGUCCGGAUGACUUGGUGUGGAAUGAUGUGUCCAUGGCAUGUGAUCACGUGAUCAACGUGGAUUGCUCUGGACGAGGACACCAGACGGUCACUGGGAGCACUUCCGGUGUGACGUCAAGCGACUACCCAAGUCCUACACCAACUGUACAGGCCUACUCCUGCGUGGACAAGAUGGACGGAGGCUACUACCCGGAUCCCACCAACUGUUAUGGCUACUAUUACUGUUCCAACGGGGUACCCUACCCCCAGACCUGUGUGGGCGGACAGCACUUCAAUCCUGUGACAGUUUCUUGUGACGAUGCCGUCAACGUGCUUUGUGUUAUUGGCACCACACUAGUACCCCCUGUGUCAUGUGACGGAUUGCCAGACGGGACUUACCUCACAGACCCGUAUGACUGCCAUCUGUACUACCGUUGUAUGUACGGGGAGGCCAGGCAUGGCCGCUGUCCGGAUGACUUGGUGUGGAAUGAUGUGUCCAUGGCAUGUGAUCACGUGAUCAACGUGGAUUGCUCUGGACGAGGACACCAGACGGUCACUGGGAGCACUUCCGGUGUGACGUCAAGCGACUACCCAAGUCCUACACCAACUGUACAGGCCUACUCCUGCGUGGACAAGAUGGACGGAGGCUACUACCCGGAUCCCACCAACUGUUAUGGCUACUAUUACUGUUCCAACGGGGUACCCUACCCCCAGACCUGUGUGGGCGGACAGCACUUCAAUCCUGUGACAGUUUCUUGUGACGAUGCCGUCAACGUGCUUUGUGUUAUUGGCACCACACUAGUACCCCCUGUGUCAUGUGACGGAUUGCCAGACGGGACUUACCUCACAGACCCGUAUGACUGCCAUCUGUACUACCGUUGUAUGUACGGGGAGGCCAGGCAUGGCCGCUGUCCGGAUGACUUGGUGUGGAAUGAUGUGUCCAUGGCAUGUGAUCACGUGAUCAACGUGGAUUGCUCUGGACGAGGACACCAGACGGUCACUGGGAGCACUUCCGGUGUGACGUCAAGCGACUACCCAAGUCCUACACCAACUGUACAGGCCUACUCCUGCGUGGACAAGAUGGACGGAGGCUACUACCCGGAUCCCACCAACUGUUAUGGCUACUAUUACUGUUCCAACGGGGUACCCUACCCCCAGACCUGUGUGGGCGGACAGCACUUCAAUCCUGUGACAGUUUCUUGUGACGAUGCCGUCAACGUGCUUUGUGUUAUUGGCACCACACUAGUACCCCCUGUGUCAUGUGACGGAUUGCCAGACGGGACUUACCUCACAGACCCGUAUGACUGCCAUCUGUACUACCGUUGUAUGUACGGGGAGGCCAGGCAUGGCCGCUGUCCGGAUGACUUGGUGUGGAAUGAUGUGUCCAUGGCAUGUGAUCACGUGAUCAACGUGGAUUGCUCUGGACGAGGACACCAGACGGUCACUGGGAGCACUUCCGGUGUGACGUCAAGCGACUACCCAAGUCCUACACCAACUGUACAGGCCUACUCCUGCGUGGACAAGAUGGACGGAGGCUACUACCCGGAUCCCACCAACUGUUAUGGCUACUAUUACUGUUCCAACGGGGUACCCUACCCCCAGACCUGUGUGGGCGGACAGCACUUCAAUCCUGUGACAGUUUCUUGUGACGAUGCCGUCAACGUGCUUUGUGUUAUUGGCACCACACUAGUACCCCCUGUGUCAUGUGACGGAUUGCCAGACGGGACUUACCUCACAGACCCGUAUGACUGCCAUCUGUACUACCGUUGUAUGUACGGGGAGGCCAGGCAUGGCCGCUGUCCGGAUGACUUGGUGUGGAAUGAUGUGUCCAUGGCAUGUGAUCACGUGAUCAACGUGGAUUGCUCUGGACGAGGACACCAGACGGUCACUGGGAGCACUUCCGGUGUGACGUCAAGCGACUACCCAAGUCCUACACCAACUGUACAGGCCUACUCCUGCGUGGACAAGAUGGACGGAGGCUACUACCCGGAUCCCACCAACUGUUAUGGCUACUAUUACUGUUCCAACGGGGUACCCUACCCCCAGACCUGUGUGGGCGGACAGCACUUCAAUCCUGUGACAGUUUCUUGUGACGAUGCCGUCAACGUGCUUUGUGUUAUUGGCACCACACUAGUACCCCCUGUGUCAUGUGACGGAUUGCCAGACGGGACUUACCUCACAGACCCGUAUGACUGCCAUCUGUACUACCGUUGUAUGUACGGGGAGGCCAGGCAUGGCCGCUGUCCGGAUGACUUGGUGUGGAAUGAUGUGUCCAUGGCAUGUGAUCACGUGAUCAACGUGGAUUGCUCUGGACGAGGACACCAGACGGUCACUGGGAGCACUUCCGGUGUGACGUCAAGCGACUACCCAAGUCCUACACCAACUGUACAGGCCUACUCCUGCGUGGACAAGAUGGACGGAGGCUACUACCCGGAUCCCACCAACUGUUAUGGCUACUAUUACUGUUCCAACGGGGUACCCUACCCCCAGACCUGUGUGGGCGGACAGCACUUCAAUCCUGUGACAGUUUCUUGUGACGAUGCCGUCAACGUGCUUUGUGUUAUUGGCACCACACUAGUACCCCCUGUGUCAUGUGACGGAUUGCCAGACGGGACUUACCUCACAGACCCGUAUGACUGCCAUCUGUACUACCGUUGUAUGUACGGGGAGGCCAGGCAUGGCCGCUGUCCGGAUGACUUGGUGUGGAAUGAUGUGUCCAUGGCAUGUGAUCACGUGAUCAACGUGGAUUGCUCUGGACGAGGACACCAGACGGUCACUGGGAGCACUUCCGGUGUGACGUCAAGCGACUACCCAAGUCCUACACCAACUGUACAGGCCUACUCCUGCGUGGACAAGGUGGACGGAGGCUACUACCCGGAUCCCACCAACUGUUAUGGCUACUAUUACUGUUCCAACGGGGUACCCUACCCCCAGACCUGUGUGGGCGGACAGCACUUCAAUCCUGUGACAGUUUCUUGUGACGAUGCCGUCAACGUGCUUUGUGUUAUUGGCACCACACUAGCGAGUUCUAUAAACAGACUACACUGUGAGCCGUCUUCCCAUUGGUCCACGGUGAGUAGAAACAAGACUGUCAAGAAAGAUGGUGAGUGA